Triplophysa rosa is the source of this 1440-nucleotide messenger RNA. RefSeq names its product natural killer cell receptor 2B4-like. The coding region runs from base 63 to 857 and encodes 264 amino acids. The transcript has 4 exons. Lineage: Eukaryota; Metazoa; Chordata; Actinopteri; Cypriniformes; Nemacheilidae. The record is from RefSeq and is a predicted model, not a curated record.
GAGCAAUCGAACACAGAACAACAUAAACAGAUCUCUCUCGCUCUCUUUCUUUCAAGAUUUAAAUGGUUUUGUGUGGUUUGUUUGGUGCUCAGACGGAUCAAAUAAACACAUUAAUAUCAGUGACGGAGGGACAUUCUGUCACUCUACACAUUAAUAUUACUGAACUACACACAGAUGAAGAUGUUGAGUGGACAUUUGGUGUUCAGAGUCCAGAUGAGAUUAUAGCUACAAUCUACAAAGACAAUAUGACGUCAUCAUCUAUUAAUGAGAGAUUGAAGAAUCAUGUAGAGAUAGAUGCUCAGACUGGAUCUCUCAUCAUCACAAACAUCACAACUCAACACACUGGACUUUAUCAAGUGACCAUCACCAACGCAAAGCUAGUUAACUUCAUUUACAGAGUUAUCGUCCAUGCUCGUCUGCCUGUUCCCGUCAUCUCCAGAGACUCUUCUCAAUGUUCUUCAUCAUCUUCAUCAUCAUGUUGUUGUGUGUUGUGUUCAGUGGUGAAUGUGUCACAUGAUGUGAGCGUCUCCUGGUACAAAGGAAAGAGUUUAUUGUCCAGCAUCAGUGUGUCUGAUCUCAACAUCAGACUCUCUCUACCUCUGGAGGUGGAAUAUCAGGACACAAACACAUACAGAUGUGUGGUCAACAAUCCCAUCACAAACCACACACAACAUCUACACAUCACUCAACUCUGUCACACGUCUGCAGUUGGUGUCCUCCGUUGUGGUUUUACCGAAGCUGUAAUUCGAUUGGUCGUCUCUGCUGUAGUGGGCGUGGCUACUGUUGCUGUUCUGGUUUAUGACAUCAGAUCCAGAAGAGAAUCACCAUCGACCUCUGAUGAAUCAGAAUGUAAAUAAAUCUCUUGAAUUUUUUUAACUUUUUGCUCUUUUGUCAAGUAUAUUUGUCAUUUAAAGGCUCCAUAUUUUUGGAGGAUGUAUAUUGACAGAAAUGCAAUAUUAUAAACAUGACUAUGUGUUCAGAGCUGUACAUUCUGUUUUUAUUAUCUUAGAAUGAUCUAUUUCUAUCUACAUACACCGCUGGUCUUCUUACAUUUCAUUCAUCAUGUUGUUUCUACAGAAGCCCUAAACAGACAAACUGCUCUACAGAACGCGUUUCAUAAAUACGUUAUCUCCUUCGGCAAAGAAGUGAAAACCGGACGACAUCGUAGUUCUGUGUCAGCCACUGGCCGCUGGUUGCAAUUCACAACCUCACCGCUAGAUGCCGCUAAAUGUCAUACACUGGACCUUUAAGUUUAAACUUUUUCUUCAUUAAAUAACUAGACUUUUUCCUUAUCGUCCUAUGGAGUUUAAACAAAGUUGCAUCACUUAUCUUUUGUUUGGCACAUGUAAUGUGUUUUUUUAUCACUUAGAAAUAAACAUUACAAUAUGAUGUUCUGUAAAGCUUCUUUGAAAUGAUUUCUCUUGUUAUAAUAAAAAUUGC